Molecule: messenger RNA, 795 nt
Organism: Triticum turgidum subsp. durum (durum wheat)
Lineage: Eukaryota; Viridiplantae; Streptophyta; Magnoliopsida; Poales; Poaceae
Source: the annotation of a GenBank genome assembly
AUGGGAUUCCUCCACAAAACCUCCAAGCAGACAGCGAAGCUCAAGUCCCUCCUGGGGCUCGCCGUCUCCCGCAUCGCCGUCGCCCGCCAGCCGCGCCUUGCUCGCAGGUCCAUCGCCUGCAGCGAUGUCAGCCAGCUCCUCGUCCUCGGCCACCUUGACCGCGCCCUCCACCGCGCAGAGCAGGUUAUCCAGGAGGACAACAUGCUGGAGGCGUUCGGCAUCAUAGAGCUCUACUGCAAGCGCCUCAUCGAGCAGGCUGAGCAGUUAGACAAGCCGGAGGAGUGCGGCGAGGAGCUACGGGAAGCGGCGGCCAGCAUCAUGUUCGCCGCCGGGUGGUGCGGCGACCUGCAGGAGCUGCUGUUUGCCCGUACCAUCCUCGCAGACAAGUUCGGCGGCGACUUUGCUGUCGCGGCCAAGGAGGGCACCGGCAUCGUCGAUCCCAUCUUGGUCUGGAAGCUGUCCGGAAACACAACGAGCAUGGAACUGAAGAAGAAAUUGACAAAAGAGAUCGCCGCCGAGAACAACAUCUUGGUGGACUUCUCUGAGCUUCCAGAAGCAACGGAGGAUGGCAACAACAAUGUUCCAGACAGUCAGGAGCUCCUCGGCCAAAUGUCAUGCCAGGACGACAUGGAUGAAGGUUCAGAGUCGGACAAUGAACAUCCUCGCUCACACGGAACAAACACACCCGGGCUGGAGAGCGACGAGAAUGUGCACAUCGUUACCAAUUCUGACGGAUCAGAUGAUGAGGUUACAGGCCGGCGUAACCGAAGGUGGUGGCGCCUUGGGUGCGCAUGA